AUGGGGAACCCGUUGACAAAUCAAGACAUUCUGGAUCUCAUGUCGGAUCUAGAGCUCGAUUGGUUGAAAAUAUACGAUGAUGCUAUGAGAGAGGGAUUGAAAACCCGUGCCGAAUUAUUGUUUGGGAUUUCCGAUUCUCUGGAUGCGACGAUAAAAUCGAAUCCUAACGAAAUGGCCAUCAUUUACCUCGCUAUGAAAGAGAGGUUAAAAUGUCGUUCUGUGGUGUUGAAAGGAGUUUCAAAGUCGUUAAGAGAGGUGGUGAAGGUGUUGAGUGAGAUGUCCAAGGCUUGCGAUGAUGCGCUGAAGGAUAUGCCGAAGACGUAUUGGGAGGAGGAAGAGGAUAGAUUGGGGGAGAGGGAGUGUGAGAGAGAUUAUGAGUUGGAGUUGAAGAUGCCGAGGAUGUUGGAGAGGUAUCAUGUUUUGCUUGAUCCGAGAAGAGUGCGGAUGAGGAAGGGGGCGCUCGCUCCGGGGAAAGUGGUGGGUGGUAGUAAGCCUGCUAAGAAGGAUUGGAGUUUGACGUGGGAUGGGGGACUGGAAAGUAAACAGGAUGGAAAAGAUGAGAAAUAG
Botrytis byssoidea is the source of this 567-nucleotide messenger RNA. RefSeq lists its product as uncharacterized. The transcript has a single exon. The record is from RefSeq and is a predicted model, not a curated record. The coding region runs from base 1 to 567 and encodes 188 amino acids. NCBI's taxonomy places the organism in Eukaryota, Fungi, Ascomycota, Leotiomycetes, Helotiales, Sclerotiniaceae.